Messenger RNA from Oryza brachyantha (malo sina), 2362 nucleotides. RefSeq names its product E3 ubiquitin-protein ligase RGLG2. The transcript has 12 exons. NCBI's taxonomy places the organism in Eukaryota, Viridiplantae, Streptophyta, Magnoliopsida, Poales, Poaceae. The coding region runs from base 687 to 2036 and encodes 449 amino acids. The record is from RefSeq and is a predicted model, not a curated record.
CACACUCGCACCUACUGAUGAACGAUGAUCCAGUCAUCAGUGAUCCUUCCUCCCCACGUUCGAAGCUUCCCCUGUCGCUGUCCAUGGUGGUGGUCAGAGCAGAGAACCGCAUCGCACAAGAAACCAUUACUACUAGUUUGCCUUGAGAAGCAGUACACUACAGUAUGAAGAAGAGAGAGAUUGACUUGACCUGAGCGAGCGUCGCCUCCCUUUUUAUUAUCUUCGAGAUUUUCCAAUUGUAACUGUGAAGUUGUGAGUAUUGUAUUCGUGUUGGUUGAGUGAGUGAUUGAUUGGUUGGGGGGCACAUAGACUGGCAGCAUCGCAAUCCAUUGUAUACAUAUAUCUUGGCUUGGCGGUCUCCGGUGCCCGUUCGUCGUCGUCGUCUUCCUCGGCCUCCUCCGUCGUCGUGGAGCGGAGGCGCGUGCCGCGUAGCGCAGCAGAGGGGUGAGAGCCCGUGUGUGGGGUGGUGGAUUUGUUUUGGGGGAUUUUCGUGCUGUCUCCCGGUGGAAUUGCUCUCUUGUGUUUGGGGUUUCUUGGCUCCGCUCUCGCACCAAGAACCUAUCUUUUGCCUCCUCUCUCUCGCUCGUCUCUCCCCGUUCUGGGUCUCGGGUUCUUGUUUCUUGGUGAGUGUGCGCGAGAAAGGCGGGUUCUUCGUGCAUUUACAAGGAGUGCAGCUGAAUUGAGAAAUGGGGGCAAAGGACUCCAAGCCUUCAUAUAACUAUUCUUCUUCUUAUGAUUAUGGGAAUUCGUCUUCGGGAUAUAAUAACUCGAGAUACCCUGCAUACCCUGCAAAUACAUCCUCCAGUCACAGUGCAAGAUAUGCCCCUUCUACGGAUAACUAUGUGCAGCCAGAAACGCAUGCCAGGUUGCAAAGGAAGUACUCGAGGAUUGGUGAUGACUACCGCUCUCUGAAUCAAGUGACUGAAGCUUUGGCACAGGCAGGUCUUGAAUCUUCAAAUCUUAUUGUAGGUAUUGAUUUUACAAAGAGCAAUGAAUGGACAGGUAAACUUUCCUUCAAUCGCCGAUGUCUGCAUGAUAUUGGAAACACCCCAAAUCCAUAUGAGCAAGCAAUAUCUAUUAUUGGAAGGACACUUUCAGUUUUUGAUGAAGAUAAUUUGAUUCCUUGCUUUGGAUUUGGUGAUGCAUCAACUCAUGAUCAGGAGGUAUUCAGCUUUUAUCCAGAGAACCGACCAUGCAAUGGAUUUGAAGAAGCGUUAGAAAGAUACAGAGAAAUUGUUCCAACUCUUCGAUUAGCUGGACCAACAUCAUUUGCUCCAAUAAUUGAGACGGCAAUUGGGAUUGUAGACAGCACUGGUGGUCAGUAUCAUGUUCUUCUGAUAAUAGCUGAUGGACAGGUUACUCGAAGUGUUGAUACACAGUCUGGGCAAUUAAGCCCACAGGAGCGUGAUACAAUUGAUGCUAUAGUAAAAGCUAGCCAAUUCCCCUUAUCUAUUGUUCUUGUUGGGGUUGGUGAUGGGCCAUGGGACAUGAUGCAUCAGUUCGAUGACAAUAUACCAGCUCGCUCAUUUGACAAUUUCCAGUUUGUGAAUUUCACGGACAUUAUGUCAAAGAGCAUAGCAGCUGACAGGAAGGAGGCAGAAUUUGCAUUGUCAGCCUUGAUGGAAAUCCCAACACAGUACAAGGCAACACUUGAUCUCCAACUUCUAGGCCGUCGGCAAAGGAUACAGCCAAGAAUUCCUCUGCCACCACCUAUGAGAACUGCUUAUUCGAGAUCUACUAGCUUUGACCAACGUUCCGGUGUUUAUUCACGAUCUAGUAGCUUUGGCCCACAAACAAGUGGUUUUCAGCAAUCUGACAGCUUCAAACAGAGACAGCCUGUAGCUACAAGUGCUCCUGACACUACUUACGCUACAGAAAGUUCUUUAGAAGGAAGACUCUUGUGUGCUAUUUGUAUGGAUAAAUCGAAGGAUCUUGCUUUUGGAUGUGGACAUCAGACCUGCUACGAAUGUGGUAAGAAUUUGGUGCGCUGCCCUAUGUGCCAGCAGCAUAUAACCACAAGGAUCAGGCUGUACUGAUAGAAAUAAGAAAAUAAUAUCCUGAAGCUUUUGAAGCCUACAGAAUAUCAUGGUGAUCCUAUAGAAACCCCUGUGCAAAAUGUUUAGAACCAGCCUAAAUUGUACUGUUCUUUUGAUCCUGUAAUUGGUGGCUUAGUAUUCUUAUUGCAAUGGGAAGUGUUUAGGCAGAUAGUCAUUAUGUGAGAAAAGGUACACUGAAUAAUGUACAGUAAUUAGUUUAUGAACUAUACAUUCUCCUUUCUUUCCCAUGCUAAAUAAGGUGAACAGCUGCAAAAUUUUCAGGAUGGAACAGUAAACAAGCACGUAUGCGGUGUGUUGACCUAUUA